UUGCCAUUUGUGCAAUGCUUAUAAACAUGCGUGUUAUUGAAGGAAUAAGAAGUGUCGGCGCGUGAUAUAUUUUCUGAAUGACAGCAUGGCUAAACGAAGCACACUAUUCAUCAGUAUUGUGGAAGGAAAGAACCUGCCAAUCAAGGACAUAACUGGAAGCAGUGAUCCAUACUGCAUCGUGAAAAUUGAUAAUGAGGCAAUAAUUCGGACAGCAACAAUAUGGAAGACAUUGUCUCCGUUUUGGGGUGAAGAAUACACCGUCCAUCUUCCUCCCUACUUUCGUACGGUGUCUUUUUAUGUCCUGGAUGAGGACUCUCUCAGCCGAGAUGAUGUCAUUGGGAAGGUGUCAAUCAGUAAGGAGCUUCUCACUGCUAAACCUCAAGGUGUAGAUGGAUGGAUGAACCUAACAGAGAUUGACCCAGAUGAGGAGGUGCAAGGGGAGAUUCACCUCCAGAUUUCGGUGCUGGGAGAUGGAGAUAUUCCACGAAAACUGUGCUGCCAAGUCCUAGAGGCAAGAGAUCUUGCAAAAAAGGAUCGCAAUGGGGCUUCUGAUCCUUUUGUCAGAGUGAGAUACAAUGGCAAAACGUAUGAGAGCGCGGUGGUUAAAAAGUCCUGUUACCCACGGUGGAACGAGAGUUUUGAGUUUGAGCUGGACGAGACGCUUUCUGACACUAGCCUUUUGAGUGUGGAGGUGUGGGACUGGGAUCUGGUCAGCAGAAACGACUUUCUGGGAAAGGUCCUGUUCAACAUCAACAAGCUUCAGUCUGCCCAGCAAGAGGAGGGCUGGUUUCGCUUGGGGCCUGACAAAUCCAAACACAGUGAAUAUGAAGGAACUCUGGGUUCUCUGCGUCUGCAGCUACGGCUUCGAGACGAGGUUGUGUUGCCAUCCAGCCAUUACAAGCCACUCACAGAGCUACUCAGCCAGUCGGUCGGCUCUCAGCUCAACGGCAACUUCCCUGAUUUCAUCAUGCUGAUUGAUGAGACCACUACAGCAGAGAGCAGACAGGAAGUAGCUAAUAAUCUAGUGAAGCUGUUUUUGGGUCAAGGGCUUGUCAAGGAGUUUUUGGAUGUUCUGUUCAAACUGGAGCUGGAAAAGACUACUGAACCCAACACACUAUUCCGCAGUAAUUCAUUAGCAUCCAAGUCUAUGGAAUCAUUUUUGAAGGUGGCUGGGAUGCAAUAUCUGCACAGGCUUCUGGGCCCGAUAAUAAACCGAAUCUUUGAAGAAAAGAAAUAUGUAGAAUUGGACCCAAGUAAAGUAGAACUGAAAGAGGCAGGGUGUGCAGGUUUGCACCGUCAGCAGACUGAGUCUGAUAUUAUUCAGCAGAGCUCCAGCCUCCUGCAGUCGUACCUGUCUGAGCUUCUUACCUCCAUCCUGCAGUCGGCCUCCUACUGCCCCCUGCUCAUCUGCCAGGUUUUCCAUCAACUCUACCUCAGGGUUCAGGAACGCUUCCCUGACCCAGAGUACCGGAAGGUGAAGUUCAUUGCUGUGACCAGCUUCCUGUGCCUGCGGUUCAUCUCACCUGCCAUUAUGUCCCCAAAACUAUUUCACCUUCGAGAGAAACAUGCUGAUGCCCGUACCAGCCGCACACUUCUGCUACUUGCCAAAGCCGUGCAGACCAUUGGGAAUAUGGACACUCUUGCAUGCUGCUCUAAAGAGCCAUGGAUGGUCUGUUUGCAGCCAGCCAUACAGCAAGGCAUCACCCAACUCAAAGAUUUCAUCACUAAACUGGUCAACUGCCAUGAGUCAGAGGAUCUUGAGCUUCAGACACGAAUGAGUCUCCAGUGUGGCUCUAUGGAGAAAGAAGGCUUCCUCUUCCUUCACAGGACCAAGGACAAGUGCAUGCCCAUGACAUCACCCUUUAAGAAGUACUAUGUCACACUCAGUAAAGACACUCUGUCGUACUCGCGGACGCAGCACUCUAAAAAGAGCUCGUCUAUUUCGCUGCCAAAGAUCCGGGCGGUAGAGAAGGUGGAGGAGAAGUGCUUCGGCAGUGCUAACGUCAUGCAGAUCAUCUCAAGUGAAGAUUCUGGCCUGCAGGAGACCCUGUACCUCGACUGCAAAAGUGUAAAUGAGUUGAAUCACUGGCUGUCAGCUCUGAGGAAAGCCUGCAGUCACAACACAAACACUAUGAGCUGCUAUCAUCCUGGCAUCUAUAAAGCAGACAGAUGGAGCUGCUGCCAUCAGAAGGAGAAGUCAGACCCAGGCUGUGAUAAAACCAGGCAUGGAGUGACCCUGCAGGAGUGGUAUGACCCAUUGGACCCAGAUCUGGAGGCUCAGCUCAUCUACCAACAUCUGCGUAGUGUCCAGCAUGCCAUGCGAGAUAAGUAUUAUAAGUUGAGAGAGCAGCAAGGAGUUAAGGAAGCAGAUUCAGUAAGAGACAAGAAGAAAGUAGAUGGACUAUCAAAGCUCUUCACUAUUCUCCAAGACCUACAUGAUGCACAUGCCGCGGUGGAGGAGGAGGAAAGAUCAAAGAAUAAAAAUGUUUUCUUGGAAUUACAAACGUAAACAAAGGGACUUUUUAACUGGUUGCAUUUCAUACUGUAAUUCACAGUGUUACUCAUACGCAGGCUUCAAACCUGCUAUUAUUUGACACAUAGAUGAGAAAAGAAAUACUGUACAGUAAGUUGGAUUUGUUCUUGUAUUCUUGAACUUUUGAACCGAUUCUUGAUGGAUAGAUGGAUAUUUAGAGGGCUGCGAUCACAAUCCCUUUAUUAAAGGAUAGUUAAAUGGUGGUGUAUUUGCGAAAUAUUUGGUAUUAAGGACAGUGUUACCUUACUGCAAUGAUUCAAGUGGGUUGCUAACUCAAAAACUGUGUCUUGUCGGCAUUUCUGCAGCUUUUACAUGCACUCAAACAAAAUUGUUUUAACUUGAACUUUUUCAACAUUAAUUUCAACUAAUCAGCAUUGUUCCUUCUUUAACGUGCUUUUGACUUUACAAAGCACCGUG
Molecule: messenger RNA, 2950 nt
Organism: Sinocyclocheilus rhinocerous
Lineage: Eukaryota; Metazoa; Chordata; Actinopteri; Cypriniformes; Cyprinidae
Product: ras GTPase-activating protein 4-like
Exons: 21
Coding region: 86-2509 (807 amino acids)
Biological process (GO): regulation of GTPase activity; negative regulation of Ras protein signal transduction; intracellular signal transduction
Molecular function (GO): GTPase activator activity; phospholipid binding
Source: RefSeq, a predicted model, not a curated record